This is a messenger RNA of Prunus dulcis (almond), 1581 nucleotides long. RefSeq names its product hsp70 nucleotide exchange factor FES1. Lineage: Eukaryota; Viridiplantae; Streptophyta; Magnoliopsida; Rosales; Rosaceae. The coding region runs from base 38 to 1222 and encodes 394 amino acids. The transcript has 5 exons. The record is from RefSeq and is a predicted model, not a curated record.
UCUGUUUCAGAGUCCACUGAAGAAGAAGAAGAAAGAGAUGGAGCGCGUGAGCUCAUGGAUGCUAGUGGUGAUGGUGAUGGUUAUGGCGGUGAGGGCAGAGCGAAAUAUUAACAGGUCGGGUGGGGUAUAUUGGUCCACUGCAGAAGAGGAGGCUCUUGCUCAGACUCAGACUCAGACUAAGGCUCGGGACGACGACACCGCCGUUACCGACCUGGACGCCGACGGCGGAUUCUCCUCGCUCGAAGGAAUGUUACAGUGGGCCAUAGGUCACUCCGAUCCUGUUCAAUUGAAAGAAACGGCGCGAGAUGUUGAGAAAUUGUCUCCUACCGACCUGAGCAACCGUCAGGUCGAGAUAAAGCAGCUCAUGGACGAGCUGAAGACGCCGUCUGAUGCGCAGUUGAUGCAGGUUGCGAUAAAUGACUUGAGCAAUUCGUCUUUGUCUCUGGAAGAUCGGCACCGCGCGCUGGAGGAGCUUCUGAUACUUGUGGAGCCAAUUGAUAAUGCAAAUGAUUUGAACAAACUUGGGGGGCUUGUUGUGGUUACUCGAGAGCUUGAUCAUUCUGAUGCAGAUACAAGGAAAAUGGCUGCAUGGGUGCUUGGGAAGGCCAGUCAAAAUAACCCAAUUGUUCAGAAGCAGGUUCUGGAACUUGGGGCACUGUCCAAGUUAAUGAAGAUGGUGAAAUCUGACUAUGCUGAAGAAGCCACAAAAGCGUUGUAUGCUGUUUCGGCCUUAAUCCGAAACAAUGUAGCUGGCCAAGAGUUGUUCUAUGAGGAAGCUGGGCAUUUACUCCUUCAGAACAUUAUGAGUGAAUCAAGCAUUGAUAUCAGACUUCGUAGAAAAGCUGUGUUCCUUCUGGGUGAUCUUGCUGAGUGUCAAUUGGAAAAUAGGGAGAAGGAUGAGCUACCCUUUUUCAGUAGUCGCAUUUUCUUGAAGUCUGUGGUUGAUCUAACAUCAUCCGCUGACCUUGAUCUGCAAGAGAAGGCGCUUGUUGCACUUAAGAAUCUUCUGCAACUCAAGACAACUGAAGCUCUGGUUUUUAAGGACUUUUGUGGGUUGGAUGGUGCAUUGGAGAGAUUGAGGCAGCGGCUGCAGGAUUUAAUGGUAGAGGAAGAGCACAGGGAUUAUGUGAUGGAUGUGGAAAGACUCUGGAGUGAAGUGCAGCAGAUUUUUGAUAGAAAGCUGGAAAAGGUGGCUACUGGACUAAGUGGUUUUGGAUUGUAAUCUGUUUACUAGUCUUAUCUGAACAAGCAUCCUGUAAUUUUGUUUGACUUAGACUCUUCUGAGCGACAACAGGUAGCAUGGCGGGUUCCCAUAUGAUGGGAAUGCGAUCCUUCACCAACAUUACUUACUUGGAGACGUCUGGUACUCUUGUGUUUAUGUGAUGCUUUUGAUCAUGGAUCUGUAUAUAUCGAACAUUUUGAUUUAGUCUUUCCCUUGAAGAAAUUUAAGGGCUAGGUUUUGGUUGUAACUCGUAGACAUAGAUUGACAGAUGAAACUUCAUGGGCAGAAAUGUUAUAUGUUAAACUGGAUCUUUUUGGAAAAUGAAUUGAUAUUGAUACAUUCAUAUCCUUCCAGAUUCA